Molecule: messenger RNA, 2751 nt
Organism: Coregonus clupeaformis (lake whitefish)
Lineage: Eukaryota; Metazoa; Chordata; Actinopteri; Salmoniformes; Salmonidae
Product: secreted frizzled-related protein 3
Exons: 6
Coding region: 544-1512 (322 amino acids)
Biological process (GO): canonical Wnt signaling pathway; non-canonical Wnt signaling pathway
Cellular component (GO): cytoplasm
Molecular function (GO): Wnt-protein binding
Source: RefSeq, a predicted model, not a curated record
UGUUGGCUUGAAGCAGGAGUAGGAGGAGGGUCAGACAGGCAUAAUGAUGAUAGAGGAAAUUUGUGGAGGGUAAAAAAGCUGGUCCCGCAGAGUGAGGUCACUCCGAUUCCAGCGAGCAAUCACUGCAGUGCUAACUGGUCUGGGGAGGAAGAGAUAGAGAGAGCGGAGCCACCAGCCCACUCAGCUCCACUCCGCCAGUCCACUCGAAAUAUGACCACACACGCGCCAAUGGAAUAAGCAGCAAAACAGUGGGAAAACUAUAUCAAUCUUCACUUCACCGUCCACGAGGAAUUCAAUUCAAAUAGGCUACUUUGUUCUUUUGGUUUUACGCACGAAAGAUGACUUUUGAUCCUCUUUCCUUUUACGUGACGCAAAGUUUAGACACGGCCAGGUAGACAGACAACCUUAGAAAACGACUUUAGUGCUAGCUAUAUAUUUUAGGAUUUCAUUACGCGUUGAAGUUUAUCCAUGCCGACUUCAUAAUCAGGCAGUGCAUUUAGAUUUCUUGAUUAUCCUAAACCAACUGUCAGCAUAUAACUGAAGAUGAUCAUGUUUUCCCACGAGUUAUUCGUCUCCUUCCUCGCGGUUACCUGUCUGUUUGGUAUACCCAGAGCGUCUUCGGCGGCAUGUGAGCCCAUUCGGAUCCCUCUGUGCAAGUCCAUGCCUUGGAACAUGACGAAAAUGCCCAACCACCUCCACCACAGCACCCAGGCGAACGCAGUCCUGGCCAUUGAGCAGUUCGAAGGGCUUCUUGGCACCCAGUGCAGUACAGAUUUACUGUUCUUUCUGUGCGCCAUGUACGCCCCAAUAUGCACUAUUGACUUCCAACACGACCCUAUCAAGCCCUGCAAGUCGGUGUGUGAGCGGGCGAAGUGCGGCUGUGAACCGGUGAUGAAACGUUAUAAUCACACCUGGCCAGAGAGCUUGGCCUGCGAGGAUCUGCCAGUCUACGACCGGGGAGUCUGUAUCUCACCUGAGGCCAUUGUAAAAGCAGAAGGACCAGACAACCCUUACUAUCAAGACCCCUCAAAAUGCUCACCUGAAUCAACUCCUGACUUUCCAAGUGAUUCUCACAAUGUCAACUGUAAAGGAGCCAACAAUGAUCGAUGCAAGUGCAAGUCAGUAAAACUGGGUCUCAAGACCUAUCUAAAGAAUAAUUACAACUAUGUGAUUCGUGCGAGGGUGAAGGAGAUUAGAAGCAGGAAUCAUGACUUGAGUGCCAUCGUGGAGGUCAAAGACAUCCUGAAGUCUUCCUUCGUGAACAUCCCUCGUGAUACAGUCACACUGUACUACAACUCUGGCUGUCCAUGUCCUCCUCUCACCGCCAAUGACGAGUACAUCAUCAUGGGUUAUGAGAAUGAGGAGAGAUCCAGGCUUCUGCUCAUCGAAGGCUCCAUUGCACAGAAGUGGAAGGACCGUAUGGGGAGGAAGGUGAGGCGUUGGGACCAGGUACUGAGGGACCAGAGCCGGAGGAUCUCUGGCAGAAGCAAUAUGCGGAGGAGCCGCCACUGAUCAACCAAGACGCGUGCAGUGAUGAUAGGAUUGCAAAAUUCCUCCAAUUUCCCAGGUUUUCCAGAAAUCUCGGUCCGAAGAUUUUUGGAAUCAGGAGGAAAUAAGCAGGAAAUACGCAGUCGUACAACCAGGAUUUCUGGAAAACCUGGGAAUUUGGGGAAAGUUACAGGAAUUUUGCAGCCCUAAGUGAUGACAUAUGGGACAACAUAUGGAGACAAAGAUAGAAAGAAAAGUGUUUGCAGACCGAAAACUGAGAAAUUGCACUAUUGCACGUUUAUUUUUGAACCAUUGUCACAAUUAAAAUAACGAGUCGUAGCUGAAUGUAGAUAAUGUUUUAGUUGUUGCUUUGUUUUGUUUAUAAAUCUUUUUGUUUUCAUAAUCUUUUUUUUGUACAAACAUUUAACAGUGCUGAGUGUGAGUAUACAGUUGGAGAAGGAUUGUGAGCCUUGCGUGGGACUUUGCUGUUAGAGUGACAAUGACUACGUCCCAAACGCCACCCUAUUACCUAUAUAGUGCACUACUUUUGACCAGAGCCCUGGGAAUAGGUUGCAAUUUGGGACGCACAAUUGUUUUAGCACAGCAUUAUGUCAGAAGCACUUCAAAGCGAAAAUAUCGAUAUUUAUCUAGCAGCUACAGACUGCACAUUGGAUGAAGUGGAUGUCUGUCUUUAAGAUACCAAAGUGCUUUAAUAUGAUGGGGUGCUCUGUUAAGUUUGAUUUCUUUCAAAGGAAACACAAACGAGUUGUAAUCUGGCUACAGCCACAAUGAAUUUUCAACCAAAAGAGGAUUAAACACAUUUCAAAGGAGAAAAAUGAACAAGGGAUGAGGAGGGAGGAAGGUGGGAGGGAGGGUAUAUUUUGGGAGUAUGCAAAGAAAAGUCAGAAUAAUCCUAGAGGACAGAGAGCAUAUCAUGUAAUUGAUGACAACAUUGAGAUACUGAAAUAAUGAUUGCAUUACAUGUAGUCUCUCUCACAAAAAGUACGAAUUGCUUGCUUAUGUUUCGCAUGCUUUGGAGCUCAGAUGUAGCAAGAUGAUUUCCAAAGGGUCUUUCUUACAGACGUUUUUCUAAACUGAACUGUAUAUCUAUACUACUCAUAUACACCACUGUGGUUGGACGUCAUACACAACAUACAUACAUAUAUCAAUCUAGGAAAUGCCAACCACCUUUCAAUUGUGAUUGUAAAUCUGGUUUCAGUGUUUUAUUAAACAUUGUCUGGCUGGUGUCAUGACCAACACAUA